UAAAUUGUUGACAGUCGUGGUGGUGGUGGUGGUAGUAAAGUCAAAUACACGUGGACAGCAGGAAACGUUUGAUACAUGCUUAAUAAAUGUUUAUAUAAAUGAAAUAUUAAUUUCAAUAUUUUUACUCAUAUUGGUUCAUUAGAAUCUUUAAGGACAUAAGAAUGUUAUAUUAUACGUUUAGAAAUUAAUGUUUAAAAUGGAAUUUAAUACAUGCUUUUGAAAAGAGGUUAUAAAUUUUAGAAACUUAUUUUAUAAUUAUAUUUAAAUUAAUAGUAUUAUAGAAAAAACAUUUAUACAUGCUUCAUGUGGACAUAAAGGUAAUGAAUAAUGGCUAAAGCAAAAAAGAAAUUUUUAUCAGAGCUUUCUCAAAAGAAACAAGGUCAGCAAAAUAAAAAAAAAUUAAAUCCUUUUGAGGUGCACAUAAAUAGAGAUAAACAAAAUGUUUUGGGAAGAAAAAACAAAACAGACAAAGGAUUGCCAGGCAUAUCUCGUGCAAAAGCAAUUAAGAAACGCAAAGGAACGCUUCUUCAAGAAUAUAAAUUCAAAAACAAAGAUAAUAUAUUCUUAGAUAAACGUAUAGGUGAAAAGAAUGUUGCUAUGAGUGUAGAAGAUAGAGCUCUUGCUAGAUUUGCUGCCGAACGAAUGAAAGCUCAUAAGAAGAAAAAUAUUUAUAGUUUAAAUGACGAAGAAGUAUUGACACAUAAAGGUCAAACUCUAGAAGAAAUUGAGAAGUUUGAAAAUCCAAAAAGUGACGAUGAGUUUAGUGAUGAUGAGAACAGGACAGGAAAUUUAGAUGAUAAAUUUGUUGGGGAGGCUCACUUUGGUGGAGGUGUUCUAUCAAAAUCAGAAACUCCAAAGUCUAGAAAAGAUCUCAUUGAGGAGCUUAUAGCUGAAUCAAAGAGGCGUAAAGCUGAGAAACAAAAAAUACGUGAACAAACAAUAGAUUUAACAGAAAAACUUGAUUCAGAAUGGAGAGAUCUCCUUCCAAUUAUAACUGCAACUAAUAAAUCGGUAGAAGUUGCUAACAAAUCUAAAGCUGAUGAUUAUGACAUUGCUGUCCGUGAAUUGAAAUUUGAAGCUCGAGGUAUGCCAACUGAUAAAUUAAAAUCUGAAGAAGAAAUUGUAAAAGAGGAGAAAGAAAAAUUGGAAGCCCUUGAAGCAGAUCGAUUAGCAAGAAUGAAAGGAUUUGUAAAUGAUGCAAACAAUGAAAUUAGGCAUAAAUCUGCAGAUGAUCUUGAUGACGGUUUUGUAAUGGAAACUAUAAAUGACGAAGAUCAAGAUGAUGAAAAGGAUAUUUCAAUUAAAAAUACAGAAGAGGACUCGGACAAUGAAGAUGACGAUGGUGACUCUGAUAAUGCGCUUUCUGAUAUUACCAAAGAACCUAAUGAUGAUCAGAACGAGAAUAUACAGUUAAAUACUGUUGAAACAAAUGGUGUUAUUAAAAGAAAGAAAAAAGGAGACAAUAAUGUUGACAAUGAAUCUAACAAAAAUUCUGACGCAGAAUUCUCAAAUGUUGAAAGUUCUGAAGAGGAUGAUUUAUCAGACUUAAAAGCUUCAGAAUCUUCUAGUGAAGAUGAAACUGUACAAUGCAAAAAGAAGAAUGUUAGAUUUGCAAAAAAUAAUGAAAGUGUUUCAAAAGAAAAAGAAAACUUGGAUGUUACAAAAAAGAAGUCAAUAUUAAAAUCAAAAACUGAUGCAAGCAUUCCAGAUACAGAGGAUAAAAACAGAAAACAAGAAAUUAGAGAUGAUUUGUUAAAAAGAAAAGAAAUUAUGGAGAAAGCAAGACAAGAAUUGCCUUACACCUAUAAAGCACCAGAUAGUUACGAAGAAUUGCAAAGUUUGUUAGAAAAUCAUAAUGCUGAAUACCAAUCAGUUAUUAUUGAUCGUAUCAUAAAGUGUAAUCACUGGACAUUAGAUGGCAAAAAUAAAGAAAAAUUAUCAAAUUUGUUUUUAUAUUUAUUACAGCAUAUAAAUGAUUAUGCUGUAGAAGAUGAUGCUAAAAGCAUAAUUAACUUCUUUAAUAUUUUUGACAGGUUGUGUCCUUUUAUAUAUGAUUUAGCACAUAUGAAUUCAGAAAAUGCUAAAACUGCUAUACAAGAAAUAAUUAAAGAGAAGCAUGAAACGUAUGAGAAAAAUAAGAAGAAAUAUCCAUUCCUGGACACUCUUAUUUUUUUUAAAUUAGUUUCUUUGAUAUUUCCAACAUCUGAUUUUAGACACUGUGUUGUUACACCUUGCUUGAUAUUUAUGUCCCAAAUUUUACUUAGGUGUCGUGUGAGAAAUAAAGUAGACAUAGCAAGAGGAGUAUUUAUAUGUACACUUAUUUUAGAGUACACUGUGUUAAGCAAACGUUUCUCACCGGCGGUAAUAAAUUACUUGCGAGGAAUAAUUUAUUUAGCCACACCAAAGCACUUAAUUCAAGGAAAGAAAAUGAUACCACCCUUUAAAACAAACGGAGAAUUAAGUAAUUUGUUGGUGCUUGAUGAUGAUCAAACUAAUCUAGAUAUUGAACCCAGUAAUGCACUCAUGAAAGUAGAAGACUUGAUAGAUGGAGACCUGGAUGAUGAAUUUAAAAUAAGAACUCUAUUAACAGCUGUUAAUCUAUUGCGAGAAUUCAAGAAUCAUUUAGAGGAAUUAGAAGCUGUAUAUUCAAUUUUUGAACCAAUUUUUAAAUUGCUUAAAGCAAAUGUGUUCGAUAAGUAUCCAUUAAAUGUGAAAAAGCACAUUAAACAAUUCCGAAAAGAAUUGAAGGGAUUGAGGAAUAAGAAAUUAGAAUAUUUAGUGGUUCCAAAGAAAAAACCAAAACCACUCAGGCUGUAUGAACCUCAAAUUGAAGCUGUGUAUGAUGGUAAAAAGCAUAAGUCUAUGUCUAAGGAGAAAGCAGAGAGAGAAAAAUUAUUGCAUAAAUAUAAGAAAGAAAUGAAGGGUGCUGUUCGUGAAAUACGAAGGGAUAAAGCUUUCAUAGCGAAAUUACAAAUCAAGCAACAAAUUAAGAGUGAUGAAGAACGUAAACGUAAAGUGAAGGAAAUUUUUGGCGAAGCCGCUACGCAACAAGGUGAACUAAAAAAGCUGAAAAGAAAAAAAUAAAAUUAACAAAAUUCGAUGCUGACAAUUACUGAUCUUACACAAAUUGGAACGUCAGAUAUAAUGGAAAUCGUCAUCAUCGCUAUAUUAGCGAUAUUAGAUUCAUGAGUAUUGUAAUCUGCAUACUUAAAAUGUUUUUGAAAUUAAAUAUUAUACAUAAAAAUAUCUUGACCUUUUUCAUCUACUUUUAAAACACUACAACAGUUGUAUCAGACUGAUAUCAUUUAAGACAAUAAUGUGUACAUAAAUGAUGUAAUUAUAAUAAAGCAUUUUAUAUAAAUUUACUUAAGAUCAGGCACUACGUAUCCUUGCGUUUGUUUUAAUGUGACUGAAAGAAAUUGAAAGAACGAUUUUCUAGAGGAAACAUGACACAAUCAGGAAUGAUAGAAAUUGUAUCUUCUUCCUUCAUGUAUUCUGGCAAAACUAAACCUAUGUUUUUAAUGCCACAAUGUAUGUUACAUGAAGUAUCAGAAUACGGCAACUGGAAAUCUGUGUUGCUUAUAACUUUGUGCAAUGAUUUUGAUUUGUUUUUUAAAUAAAUUAUAGAUUGCCACUUAUCGAAAUACUCUUUUAAAACUUCAAAAUUUUUAAAAGACCUAAUUGCUGCAUUUUCUAGUUGCAAGCAGUGUUUCUGCUCAAUAUUAUGAAGAGUAUAUUUUACAACCUUUUUCAAUCCAUCUCGUAACAGAAAUUUUUUGUACAUUUCUUUGGCUGCUUCAAUAUUGUUUCUCUUUGCAGCUUUUUGAAGAAUGUACUGUUUCCAAAAAGACAAAUAUUUUCUUAAAAUUCUUUGAUUUAUUAUAGAUUUUAUAAACAUUUCUUUCUUCUUCAUUUCAAGGGUAUUUUGUAAUUUGUCACGCCAAUGUACAAUAUA
Molecule: messenger RNA, 3955 nt
Organism: Nomia melanderi (Alkali bee)
Lineage: Eukaryota; Metazoa; Arthropoda; Insecta; Hymenoptera; Halictidae
Product: Nucleolar protein 14 homolog l(3)07882
Biological process (GO): maturation of SSU-rRNA
Cellular component (GO): nucleolus; small-subunit processome; Noc4p-Nop14p complex
Source: RefSeq, a predicted model, not a curated record